AUGGUGUCAAAAGUCAUCACCAGCGCGGUCGUGGCCGGUUUGGCAGUCGCAUCUAGCGCAAGACUUGCUGGCAAAUCCUCGAUAUCGCGGCCAAACAUCGAACCGUAUCCGAAAACCCUCAGUCAUCCGCUGCCAACGUCGCCUCAGAGAAAUAAGACCUGCUCCGUCACCUCCAGAGGUUCUGGCGACGAUGAUGCCUCAGCCAUUCUGCAAGCUUUUAACGAUUGCAACAAUGGAGGCACAGUUGUUCUGGAUUCAGACUACACUAUUGGCACGGCGCUGGACUUGACAUUCCUCAACGGCGUCGAUGUUGCACUCUCUGGCAGCAUCACCUUCACCGACGACAUCGAUUACUGGGUCGAAAACUCGUUUAAGUACGAUUACCAGAAUUCGUCUACAUUUUGGAAGUUUGGCGGCAAGGACGUAAAUAUAUAUGGCGGUGGAAUUGGGUUGCUAGACGGCAAUGGUCAGGCCUGGUACGACCAGUUCGCAGCAGAGCCGACUCUGCUGCGACCCAUCACUUUGGUGCUCGACGGCCUGCAAGGCGGAAGCUGGUUCAACCUCAUCGCCAACAGUUCCGACAUCCUCGUCAGCGACGUAACAAUCAACGUCGGCAGCACAUCCAGCAAUCCAGCCAAGAACACAGACGGCUGGGACACCUUGCGCUCCGACUCGGUCGUCAUCCAGGACUCUAUAGUCAACAAUGGCGACGACUGCGUGUCCUUCAAGCCCAACAGCACCAACAUCGUCGUCCAGGGUCUUUCAUGCAACGGAUCGCACGGCAUCUCCGUCGGCUCUUUGGGCCAGUACCCCUUGGAGUACGACAUUGUCGAGAACGUGUACGUGUACAACAAUACCAUGUCCAACGCGGGCGACGGCGCGCGCAUCAAGGUCUGGCCUGGCAUCGACACUGCGUUCGAGCCGGGGCUGAAUGGGGGUGGUGGUGCUGGGUAUGUGAGGAAUGUUACGUAUGAGAUGUAUCAUAAUGUCAACAACGACUGGAUAAUUGAGCUCAAUCAGUGUUAUGGGCAGUCCAACACGACACUGUGCCAGAUGUAUCCUUCUAACAUGACGAUAUCGGACAUUUAUUUCCUCGAUUUCACGGGCACCUCGUCCAAGAAGUACGACCCGAGAGUUGGCACUCUCGUAUGCUCAUCAUCCGAGCAAUGCUACAACAUCCACGCUCGCAAUAUUUCCAUCACCCCGCCGAGUGGAAAGGCACCUCAGUGGAUUUGCAAUGGAUUUGACACGGUUGACUUGGAGGGGUUCAACUGUACUUCAUCUUAG
Messenger RNA from Pseudomassariella vexata, 1287 nucleotides. RefSeq names its product glycoside hydrolase family 28 protein. Gene Ontology annotation, biological process: carbohydrate metabolic process. Gene Ontology annotation, molecular function: polygalacturonase activity. NCBI's taxonomy places the organism in Eukaryota, Fungi, Ascomycota, Sordariomycetes, Amphisphaeriales, Pseudomassariaceae. The transcript is spliced from 4 exons. The record is from RefSeq and is a predicted model, not a curated record. Bases 1 to 1287 code for a protein of 428 amino acids.